GACGGCAGCGCCCGGCGCCGUAAGGGUAAGCUGUUGGACAACUCGGCGUACCUGCAGUUCAUGUGGAAGGCCGAUGUGGUCGAGUCGUGGAUCGCCGACAAGGAGGUACAGGUGCGCAGCGAUGACUACGGCCGCGACCUCUCAUCCGUGUCCACUCUGCUCACGUGGUUCGACAGUCCAGUCACACAUCCUCUGGGCAUAUUUCUGGACACGUAUAGCAAACAAGAGACGUUCGACGCGGGGUUGGCUGCCUUCGAACAGGAAGGCAUACAAAGCAUAACCCAAUUGCGCGAUCAGUUGGUCGCCUCCAACCACAACCAAAACACGGCGAUCAACGGCCGCCACGACGACGUGAUGGCGCGCUGGCACAACCUGUUGGGCGCCUCCGAGGCCCGGAAGCAGCGUCUCCUCAAAAUGCAGGACCAGUUCAAGCAAAUCGAGGACCUGUUCCUCACGUUCGCGAAGAAGGCGUCGGCGUUCAACUCGUGGUUCGAG
Oppiella nova is the source of this 495-nucleotide messenger RNA. The record is from the annotation of a GenBank genome assembly. Lineage: Eukaryota; Metazoa; Arthropoda; Arachnida; Sarcoptiformes; Oppiidae.